AUGUUGUCCAGGAAUGCCUUGAAGUACGCCGGGGCAUGUCCCAAAAGCGCCCUACACCGCGCUUUUGCGACUGAAGCGCCAGCAGCAGCAGCUUCCUCGGCGUCGACUUCGACACAGGCUGUAAAACCCAAGUCUGCGACCCGACCCUGCAUCUCCACCGCAGUCAUUUUGAACCGCUCUCCUAUCCUUACACGGACGCCGGCACCCUUCGAGACCGCUUUCUACUCGUACCAACAACGUAUACGCCGCGCUCUGUCAAACCCCUUCCCUCAUGAGUUUUACUUCAAGCAGGGGUCCCUGCUCCAGACUAGGUUCAACAUGGAGGAUAGGGAGCGGGAGAAGAUAGCAUUUGGAGAGAGCUUUGUUCCGCCUGAGGAUACGGACCCGGAGAAGUUGGCCGCGGAUAGGGCUGCCGUUGAGCAAUUGGCUCAGCAGGAGGGCGAGGGUGAGGAAUUGGCGCCUAGGGAACACCCUUCGGACAUCAGCAAUGAUGUGAAGAGCUUGGAUAGGAAGGGGCAGAGGAAUUUGUAUCUCUUGUUGCUGGCGGAGGAGAAUGGGAAACAGGUUUGGCGUUUCCCCCAGGGAGGUUUGGAGAAGAAUGAGUUCUUGCACCAGGCUGCCCAAAGAGACCUCUAUGCUGAAGCUGGUGACCGAAUGGACACCUGGAUCGUCAGCAGGAACCCUAUUGGAGUUUACAAGCCCAAGGCUCAAAAACCCACUCCCGAAAACCCACACGACUACGUCUUCUUCUAUAAAGCCCACAUCAUGGCUGGCCAGGCCACCAUCGACGGCCAGAAAAUCAAGGACUUUGCCUGGCUGACAAAAGAGGAGAUCGAACCUCGCGUUGACAAGGAAUACUGGAGUGUCAUCAAGGAUAUCCUCUCCGACUUUUAACUCGUGAUCUCCCGUGAUACCAUUGUCAUUCCUAGAUUGCGUCUGUAUCCGUUAUAAUAUGCUUCUUAAUCUACAGGUAAUU
This is a messenger RNA of Coprinopsis cinerea okayama7#130, 976 nucleotides long. Its product is annotated as mitochondrial 54S ribosomal protein YmL17/YmL30. The transcript is spliced from 4 exons. NCBI's taxonomy places the organism in Eukaryota, Fungi, Basidiomycota, Agaricomycetes, Agaricales, Psathyrellaceae. Gene Ontology annotation, molecular function: structural constituent of ribosome. The coding region runs from base 1 to 894 and encodes 297 amino acids. The record is from RefSeq and is a predicted model, not a curated record. Gene Ontology annotation, cellular component: mitochondrial large ribosomal subunit.